Emys orbicularis (European pond turtle) is the source of this 2105-nucleotide messenger RNA. It is a transcript of the gene WDR48, whose product is annotated as WD repeat domain 48. The transcript is spliced from 18 exons. Gene Ontology annotation, biological process: double-strand break repair via homologous recombination. Gene Ontology annotation, molecular function: ubiquitin binding. The coding region runs from base 131 to 1954 and encodes 607 amino acids. NCBI's taxonomy places the organism in Eukaryota, Metazoa, Chordata, Testudines, Emydidae. The record is from RefSeq and is a predicted model, not a curated record.
GUAUAAUCGAAAUGGUGUAAAUGCACUCCAGCUGGAUCCAGCAUUAAACAGACUCUUCACAGCGGGUCGAGACUCUAUAAUAAGGAUAUGGAGUGUCAAUCAGCACAAGCAAGACCCUUAUAUAGCAUCUAUGGAACAUCACACUGAUUGGGUAAACGAUAUUGUACUUUGUUGCAAUGGUAAAACAUUGAUAUCUGCUUCUUCAGAUACUACUGUUAAAGUGUGGAAUGCACAUAAGGGAUUUUGCAUGUCAACACUAAGGACACAUAAGGAUUAUGUGAAAGCCUUAGCAUAUGCAAAAGAUAAAGAACUGGUAGCAUCUGCCGGGCUGGACAGACAGAUAUUCCUCUGGGAUGUAAAUACUCUAACAGCACUGACUGCCUCAAACAACACUGUCACAACUUCUUCCCUGAGUGGGAACAAAGAUUCCAUUUACAGCCUUGCAAUGAAUCAAAUGGGAACAGUAAUUGUAUCAGGGUCCACUGAAAAGGUUUUAAGGGUAUGGGAUCCAAGGACUUGUGCAAAGCUGAUGAAACUUAAAGGGCACACGGAUAACGUAAAAGCUUUGUUGUUGAACAGAGAUGGCACACAGUGUCUUUCAGGCAGCUCUGAUGGAACUAUUCGUCUAUGGUCCCUUGGCCAGCAGAGAUGUAUAGCCACAUAUCGAGUCCACGAUGAAGGUGUUUGGGCUCUGCAGGUCAAUGAACCCUUCACUCAUGUUUAUUCAGGAGGAAGAGACAGAAAGAUUUAUUGCACAGAUUUACGAAAUCCUGAUAUCCGUGUGCUCAUCUGUGAAGAAAAGGCACCAGUUCUUAAGAUGGAACUUGAUAGAUCAGCUGAUCCUCCUCCAGCCCUUUGGGUUGCAACAACUAAAUCUUCUGUCAAUAAGUGGACUUUGAAGGGAAUUCAUAAUUUUAGAGCUUCUGGGGACUAUGACAAUGACUGUACUAAUCCUAUAACACCUCUUUGUACACAGCCUGACCAAGUUAUCAAAGGGGGUGCUAGUAUUAUUCAGUGCCACAUUCUUAAUGACAAGAGACGUAUAUUAACCAAAGAUACAAAUAACAAUGUGGCAUACUGGGAUGUAUUGAAGGCAUGUAAAGUUGAAGACCUUGGGAAAGUAGAUUUUGAAGAAGAAAUUAAGAAGAGAUUUAAAAUGGUGUAUGUGCCAAACUGGUUCUCAGUAGACUUAAAAACUGGGAUGUUGACAAUUACUUUAGAUGAGAGUGACUGCUUUGCAGCUUGGGUCUCAGCAAAAGAUGCUGGGUUUAGCAGUCCAGAUGGAUCUGAUCCAAAAUUGAAUCUUGGAGGGCUUCUACUACAAGCUCUUCUAGAGUAUUGGCCUAGAACACACAUCAAUCCAAUGGAUGAAGAGGAAAAUGAAAUAAAUCAUGUGAAUGGUGAGCAGGAGAACAGAGUACAGAAAGGAAAUGGAUACUUUCAGGUACCACCGCAUACACCAGUUAUCUUUGGUGAAGCUGGAGGACGCACUUUGUUCAGAUUAUUAUGUCGGGAUUCAGGUGGUGAAACUGAAUCUAUGCUGCUUAAUGAAACUGUGCCACAAUGGGUAAUUGACAUCACUGUGGAUAAAAAUAUGCCCAAAUUCAAUAAGAUUCCCUUCUACCUUCAACCUCAUUCGUCUUCAGGGGCAAAAACUUUAAAAAAAGAUCGAUUGUCAGCUAGUGACAUGCUGCAGGUCAGAAAAGUGAUGGAGCAUGUUUAUGAGAAAAUCAUAAACCUGGAUAAUGAAUCUCAGACAACUAGCUCCUCCAAUAAUGAAAAAGCUGGAGAACAAGAGAAAGAGGAGGACAUUGCUGUGUUAGCAGAAGAAAAGAUUGAACUCUUGUGCCAGGACCAGGUUUUGGAUCCAAAUAUGGACCUUCGAACUGUUAAGCACUUCAUAUGGAAGAGUGGUGGUGAUCUGACACUUCACUACCGACAGAAAUCAACGUGAAAGGAAUGAUGGACUCAAAUGGUUGUUCAUUUACUUGACCUUACUGUACUGGUUCCAAGAGUAGUACUAUAGAAGCCCACUGAACCCUAAGGUAGAUGAGACUUCUAAUGACUCAGUAUGGACCAGAGAGUAUACAUUUAAUAAUUGAAGU